Sphaeramia orbicularis (orbiculate cardinalfish) is the source of this 1095-nucleotide messenger RNA. Its product is annotated as adenosine receptor A2b. NCBI's taxonomy places the organism in Eukaryota, Metazoa, Chordata, Actinopteri, Kurtiformes, Apogonidae. The transcript is spliced from 2 exons. Bases 1 to 1095 code for a protein of 364 amino acids. Gene Ontology annotation, molecular function: G protein-coupled receptor activity. Gene Ontology annotation, cellular component: membrane. Gene Ontology annotation, biological process: G protein-coupled receptor signaling pathway. The record is from RefSeq and is a predicted model, not a curated record.
AUGUACGCACCGCUGAACUUCUCAGCUUCUGGGGACUUGAACCUGUCAAAUACUGACCCACAGAGAUCACUGGAACUGACUCAUCGAUCCGUCAAAGUGAGCAUCAUAAUCGCUCUGGGCGUUAUGAUCACUUUGGGAAAUAUUGCAGUUCUCCUGGUUAUCAGUUCUUCCGUGGCUGGUUGGUCAAGGAACUCUCGGUACUUCCUCCUGUCCCUCACUGCUGCAGACUCUGCGUUUGGGCUGCUCGUCAUGCCCUUGAAUCUGUGCGUAAGUCUGGUGAAGGACUACACUGAAGGACCAGAUGCUCUGUGUCAUGUUGUGGCCUUUUGCAACGCCACAGUCUACUCCACCUGCAUGUACACACUAGCCUCCAUAAGUCUGGAGAGGUACAUAGCAGUGUUUUACCCCCUCAAAUACUCCUCUAUUUUGACAAGAAAAAGAACCCUGCUCCUGAUCUCCUUUUCCUGGUGCUUCCCUCCUUUUUUACUGCUGCCAAUACUGUUUCCAGAUGGCAUUAUCGAGGUCCAUUUCUCCACAGCAUCACUUGUCUGCAAUCCAUCCUACUCCACCAACGUGGGUUACUCUCUGAGUCUGACUGGUUUCAUAUUUUUCCCUUGUUCCAUCAUCAUGUCAUAUGCAAACCUGAGAGUGUGGUGCGCCGCUAAGAGACAGAGACUGAAAUUGCGUAAAUAUGACUGUGCGCGGCGCAACAGACACGACGUCGCAUCCAGAGUGCUCGUACCUGUUAUGGCAGCAUACUACACCUGUUGGACACCCUGCAUGGCUGCUAUGAUCUACAAUGCAGUUUCAGGGAGCAGUGUACCAGAGUGGGCUGAAUUCGUUGUGGUAUGGCUGCCAACCUCCAACGGUUUCCUCAACUGCAUCUUCUACUUCUGGAUAAACCAAAGCUUCCGCAGGAAAUUCCGCCUCAUCCUGCAAAGGCUGAUUCUGGCGCUGUGCCCUAAGCUGGCCAACAUCCUUGGGUGCUGCUCAUCAUCGAAGGCACAGUUCAUAUCAGGAAUCCUGGAGAAUAACAGUGUGCACGAGCGCUCCUCCAGCGUUUCCUCCACCUGCACCUUACUGACCUUGGCUUAG